AUUCUCACUUGCUAGUAGUACGCGUCACAUACUACACGUGAACUUCUUAGACCUAUUAUAUUUUAAAUGGAACCGAAGAGCUUCAUCCAGUUUCGUGUUUGAUUUAAGCAUAACAACCGUAAUUGAAGGGAGAUCACUCUACCCAUCUGAAAAGAAAACCUUAUGUAGUCAAUUAAAGUAAAAAUCUUCAUAUUCUGAUAAGACUUGUAGGAAUUUAAAAGAUAACAAUUAAAUAAGCAACUGUGCCACAAGUGUCAUCCUAAAAUGAGAAUGAGUUUUGUUGUCGCUCAUUACGCAUGAUAUUCUCUAGAUGGCUCAGUGUCCAACCUUUGUGUCUUGCAGCGCCAUGAAUUUUACUGAACUAGCCGCUAUUCGCGCGUGUUGAUCUCAUAACGGCUCAAGAUAAAGUGGAGAAGCCUAAGGGCAUGGAUCUAUAUCUGAUAGUACCAUGCUGAAUUUUACUGAAUUAGUCUCUAAUCACACGUGUUGAUCUCAUAACGACUCAAGAUAAAGUGGAGAAGCUUAAGGACAUGCUGAAUUUUACUGAAUUAGUCUCUAACCACACGUGUUGAUCUCAUAACGACUCAAGAUAAAGUGGACUAGAAUUUGGGCAUGGAUCUAUAUCUGAUAGUGCCAUGAAUUUUACUGAACUAACCUUUAGUCACACGUGUUUUUCUCGCAAUGACUUAAUGUAAACGGGAGUAGACGAAGGACUUGGUUCUUUGUCUGAUAGUGUCACGGAUUUUACUGAAUAAACCUCUUGUGUUGAACUCACAAUAACUAAUGGCAGUCUGGACUAAACUACUAGCUUGAGAACAUGGGAUUUCAACUGACAAUGGCAAAAAUUUAUUGCUUUAAUCUCUAGUCACAUAUAUUCAUCUGAUAAUGACUCAAGAUAAACUGGACUAGCCUAUGGACAUGGUAGUGACAUGAAUUUAACUGGGUCAAUCUCUCAUAUUGUUUGUUCUAGAAUCAGAUUUUAUCAUCGUGACGGGCAGCUCAGACCACACCAUAGCUUUCCACAGGAGGGUUUCAAAGAUGGGCAGAACGACAACAUAAGCAUAAACUUGAAACUGGAGUUUCACCACUUCUACAUUAUAAAGGAAGAGAACAAAAAACUUUGUUUUUAAUCGAAUAUAUUCCUUGAAUUUUUGUAAACCAUUCAAGCUGUUGUUUCGUUAAGAAAUUCAAAAUCCAGAUGACGACUCUCAAAUGGAAGGUUGUUGAAAGAAUGAAUCCUGCUGUACAGCCUAAACUGCUGGUGUUUUCGACGGCUGCUACUCUAUUCAGCUCUUAUGAAGUCACAAGUAAUGUAUCUUCAUUGGCGAACAGCAGCGAUCUGGAAGAAAACUUGCUUCCUGAAUCACGAUACUCAUUAGCAGAAGUUAUCCUAAUAGCUUUGGUUGCAGGCCUGCUAAGUCUUGGUACUGUUAUAGGAAAUGUAAUGGUAAUGAUCUCAUUUAAAAUGGACAAACAGCUACAAACAAUCAGUAACUACUUUUUGCUUAGCUUAGCUGUUGCUGAUGUCUCUAUAGGACUGAUAUCUAUGCCUUUAUUUACAGUUUUUACCUUGUUGGGAUACUGGCCUUUAGGGCCCAUGAUCUGUGACACGUGGCUUGCAUUGGACUAUCUCAGUAGUAACGCAUCCGUGCUCAACUUGUUGAUUAUUAGCUUUGAUCGAUACUUCUCAGUUACUCGACCACUGACCUACAGGGCUAAGAGAACCACUAAACGUGCAGCCUUCAUGAUAGCAAGUGCUUGGGUUAUAUCACUUGUCUUGUGGCCACCUUGGAUCUACGCCUGGCCAUACAUUGAAGGUCAGCGGAAAGUCCAAGCACACGAGUGUCACAUCCAAUUUCUGGAAACAAACUUUUAUGUCACCUUUGGCACAGCCAUUGCAGCUUUCUAUCUUCCCGUCACUGUUAUGUGCAUUCUUUACUGGCGGAUCUGGCAGGAGACAGAACAACGGAAGAAGGACCUUACUCACCUACAAGCUGAAAAAAGAACGGAUAGUAAAAAGUCAUCAUCCAGUGAUGAUCCUGCAGAGGCUGAGGAAUGUCUCAGAACAAGAGCUGAUUCAUAUAUACCAGAUGACACGUUAGAAACAACUUAUGUUCCAACCUCUCUUUGUGUGGAACCAACCAAGUCACAAAAAAAUCAACCCAGAACUCUGAAGCAGGCUCUAGUAUCUUGGUGCAGAGUUGAUAGGGAUCAGAAUGUUCAAGAAGAUGACAGCUCUAGCCAUGGGUCUCCCGAGGCUGUGACUCCAGGAUCAAAUGAAACUCCUAUGCAGUCGUCUUCUAGAACCACCUCUAUGACAUUUAGAUCAGAACGCAGACUUGGGUCUUCAAUCCCUCUUAUCACUAAGAAUGGACCACGGAAGCCUGAAAUCAUGACAGCAAACUCGAUGACACAUCCAACUUCGCGUUCAUUCUCUUCAGAUUCUGUGUACACCAUUUUAAUUCGCCUACCGACUUACCCAUCUAUAGGUGAUGGAGAAUCUCAAGCUUCCAUUAAAAUGAUUCUCGAGGAAGAAGGCAACCAAGCAGAGACGAGUUUGCAAAACGUUAAAACUUCAGAGAGCAUGGGUGCUUUAAAUAGUCAGCACCGAACUUCAGGAGAGAGACAACUUCGUCAUUCUUCUUUACGAACAUCAGAGUCAGCACUCGAGACUAUCCGACUCCCGCUUAAUGCCAAGCUUGUCCAUAAACAAGUAGCCAAACAUAAUGUACCCAAGAGAAAACGGAAACAACAGGAAAGAAAACAAGAGAAGAAGGCCGCCAAGACUUUAAGUGCAAUUUUAUUGGCUUUCAUUGUCACUUGGACACCAUACAAUGUAUUGGUAUUGGUAAAAACGUUGUCUUAUUGCGCAGAUGAUGAGUGCAUUCCAGAAGGAUUGUGGAAUUUUGCUUAUUAUCUCUGUUAUAUUAACAGCACAGUGAAUCCCUUGUGCUAUGCCCUCUGCAAUGCUAAUUUCAGGAGAACCUACACCAGGAUAUUAUCUUGCAAAUGGCAAAACAAGAAACGACACAUUGUCAAUCGUGGGUAUUUUAACUAAAUUAUGGGCGAAAAUGAUAUUUUUCACAGUUAUCUGUAUGUAGCACUUGUCUUUGCAUGACAUUUUAUGGCACCAUAUUUACAGUUAUUUCCUGCUAUUGAUAUUACAUCCUUCCGAAAGUGACAUAUUGAAGUACACCAUGAUACAUUAACCAUGUAUCUUUUCAAGUUUUAGAUUUUUCUGAUCGUCUUGGUUACAUAAUUCUCGUGUUGUGAAUGUAUAUAAAUACAAUAAAGUGAGUAUCUGUAAAUC
This is a messenger RNA of Limulus polyphemus (Atlantic horseshoe crab), 3310 nucleotides long. Its product is annotated as muscarinic acetylcholine receptor DM1-like. Gene Ontology annotation, cellular component: synapse; dendrite; plasma membrane. The record is from RefSeq and is a predicted model, not a curated record. Gene Ontology annotation, biological process: chemical synaptic transmission; adenylate cyclase-inhibiting G protein-coupled acetylcholine receptor signaling pathway; G protein-coupled receptor signaling pathway, coupled to cyclic nucleotide second messenger. The coding region runs from base 1199 to 3058 and encodes 619 amino acids. NCBI's taxonomy places the organism in Eukaryota, Metazoa, Arthropoda, Merostomata, Xiphosura, Limulidae. Gene Ontology annotation, molecular function: G protein-coupled serotonin receptor activity; G protein-coupled acetylcholine receptor activity. The transcript is spliced from 2 exons.